Molecule: messenger RNA, 604 nt
Organism: Acanthoscelides obtectus
Lineage: Eukaryota; Metazoa; Arthropoda; Insecta; Coleoptera; Chrysomelidae
Source: the annotation of a GenBank genome assembly
AUGAAAGGCAAAACUCUUAGCUCUCAAUCACAGGGCUUGGUACUAUCCUUGCUGAAUUAUUUUCAACAAGAAAAGGGUAAUGGAGGGCCUCUAUUACCAUUGUUAGCUGUCCAAGAGAGGGUGGCUCAGGCACUAAGUAUCAGUUUGUCCACUAUUACCAGAAUACAGCGCCGUUUAUCAUCUAAUGAUAAUGUCCUAAGAUCACCUGGAAAGAAGAGACCCAGAAAAAAGUCUAAGACAACAGAUUUAUCUGAUGCAGUCAGGCAUAAUAUACGAGAUACAGUGUAUCAAAUGUAUAGUGAAAAGAAACAUGUCACAAUAGCAAAUUUGAAUAAAACGCUUAAAGAGAAAGAGCUUGCUUCUAUCAGCAAUAGGUCUUUACAAAGAGUGCUGCCCACCAUAGGCUUUAAAUAUAAAAAAGAUGGUAAUAGAAGAUUUCUAGUUGAGCAAUCCAGUAUUGCUUUACUUCGCACCAAAUUUUGAGAUGUUAUAAUGACUAUGUGAACACUUCCUCGCAUCAAAUUGUUUUCAUGGAUGAAACAUGGAUAUUUUCAAAAGGCAGUCCAAAAAAGUCUUGGCAAGAUGAGUCAAUAAAAAGUGUAAG